AUGCUGUUCGCCGGAGUUGGAGUACUCUUUGUGGUAGCUGUCGCUUUCGGGGACUCCCUGGAUGUGUGCUUGAAGGAUAUGGGCUGCAUGCGAGGCACUUUUAUGCCAGGAUAUCAGAGCGGAGACUUCGAAGCCUUCAUGGGCAUACCCUUUGCCCAGCCGCCAGUUGGACCGCUGCGUCUUAAGAAUCCUGUGCCGGCUGAGUCCUGGGAGGGAGUACUCGAUGCUGGAAUGGCGAAAGACAGCUGCAUCCAGAGGAGCUACUUUGCGAAGGAAUGGGACGUGAUGGGCGUGGAGGACUGCCUCUACCUGAACGUCUACAGACCCAAGAAACGGGAUGGUGCUAACUUGCCCGUGAUGGUGUAUAUACAUGGGGGCGGUUUCUUUGCCGGCUCUGCCCAUCCGAUGGCCACUGGACCAGAGUAUCUGAUGGAUACCGGCAAGGUAGUCGUGGUAACAGCUAGCUAUCGCCUUGGUCCCUUCGGUUUUCUUAGCACUGGCGAUGAGCACAUGCCUGGAAAUUUCGCAUUCAAGGAUCAGCGAUUGGCGCUGCAGUGGGUUCAACAGCACAUAGCUACAUUCGGAGGAGAUCCCAACAAGGUCACGAUCCUUGGGCACAGUGCUGGAGGAAUGUCUACGCACUUGCACAUGCUUAGUCCCAAUUCAAAGGGACUCUUCCAAAAUUCCAUGUCCCUGACUGGCACCAUGUUCCUGUCGGCCAUGAAGAUCCUUAAAGAUCCGCUAAGUCAGGCAAGGCGUCUGGGCAAGGAGUUGGCCAUCGGUCAAGCGGAGAGUCUCAGCAGCCAGGAUCUUGCUGAAGCGCUACGUGAAGUGUGUCCCAAGAAACUCCUGCUCAGUGUGGACAGCUUAAAGGUGUGGGAUAACAUGCCCCACCUUUCCAGUCUGCCAGUACUGGAGGCUCCAUCUCCAGAUGCCUUCUUGGUCGAGGAUCCGCUGAAAGCCCACAGGGCAGGUCGCAUUAACCAGGUGCCCUGGGUACUUAGCCUAAGUUCUCGAGCUGGCGAAGGUUCCCUAUUCAUGAUGCGUGCCUUCAUAAAUCCAAAACUGCGGGCCGAGUUCAACGAGAACUUCCUGGAACACAUGGCUCUGCUGCUCAACCUUCCCGAGGGCACUCCUGUCCAGAUGGUCAGCGAAAUACUGGAGGCGUAUGAGUUCAAAGGCGACAGUCUGAACAACGAUACCAUGUUAAAGUUGGCAGAGAUCUCCGGUGACUUUAACUUUUAUUACCCGAUUUAUGAAACUGUUUCGACUUAUCUCACUUAUGCCAAUCUCGAUGUGAAUCCACUGUACAUCUAUAUCUUUGAGUUUAUCGGCCUAAGCUCUAUGAACAAGUUCUUUUCGGGCGCACCUGACGAUUUUGGACUUGGAGCCGUUCACAUGGAUGACGGUCUGCACACCAUACGCAUUCCAGUUGGCUUCGAGGAUUUCCCCAAGGACUCGGAGGAUGCCAAGGUUAUCCAACGAAUGGCUUCGCUGAUGACUGACUUUACCCAAACGGGAAUUUUCCAUGAAGCAUCUAGCUGCAAAGCUUCGGAUUUCAAGGAUCAGGGAAUGUGCAAGUAUCUGCACUUUGGUGGCAACAAAGAAAAGUAUCUGGAAGAUAUUCGUAACAGCAUGCAGCUCACAGCAUUUCCCAUAUGGAAAAAGCUGUUUUCAUAG
Molecule: messenger RNA, 1680 nt
Organism: Drosophila teissieri
Lineage: Eukaryota; Metazoa; Arthropoda; Insecta; Diptera; Drosophilidae
Gene: Jhedup
Product: juvenile hormone esterase
Exons: 6
Coding region: 1-1680 (559 amino acids)
Source: RefSeq, a predicted model, not a curated record